AUGGCAGCAGAUGGAGGCCAUGUGGACAUACUUCGCUAUUUCAUGAAGCGAAGUGGUACUGAUAGAAACGUGGAAAGGGACAACGGAGACACUGGAGACGGAGUGGACGUGAACGCUAAAAACAAAAACGGUGACACUGCAUUAAUGAAAGCCUCUAUGCAAGGACAAGUCGAGGCCGUCCGGUAUCUCUUUGAACAACGAGGCAUUGACAUCAAGGCCAGAAACCAACGCGAAGAAACCGCAAUUCGUCUAGCUCGUGAUCGUGGCCAUCAAGAAGUUCGGAGUAACAUUGGAGGUGAAUUCCGUGCCAAGUGGUUGGACGCCGACGCUGUCGUUAAACUGUUUGUUCCAGAAGCAUCCGCGACAACGUUGGAGGAGGAAGUAGCGCAAUGGAAACAGCUACGGCACCCCAAUGUGAUGAAGAUGUACGGCGCAUGCUAUGCUCCACCGAACUUGCAGCUCUUUGUUUGUGAAUACAUCACCCAUGGUUCCCUGAUCGAGCAUGUAGAAUUAUCUCCGAUGGAGAAGCCCACAGUGUGGAAGUUCCUAUAUGAGGCAGCAUUAGGUCUCAGGUAUCUGCACGAGCGGUUCUGCUACGUUCGGGUGCUCCACGUUGAAGGAGAUAGCGCGACGGUGCGCGUUGUGGGCCCUGAUGCCGGGGAGGAUGGCCACGAACUCCAGCUUCCAGUCGCUGCGAUAGACCUCCGCGUCGUCGAUGCCGCCGAGGUUGAACUCUGGCCCGGAGAUUACGUGGGACAACCCGUCGCGUUCGUUCAACCCAGCGGUCCUUCAACAGGCGAGUGGGCAUAUGGAGUCGUGAUCCGCUACGAGAUGUUGGCGGCCGGCCCAUCGCUCAGCGUGCUAGUCGGGCAGGAAGUUACUACGGUACGACUGUGUGAACCCCUUCGCAUCAUCAAGGCCGACCCGAUAACGUACGCCCUUCAAGUUGGGGCGACAGUGACAGACAUGGUUCUCAACUCCAUGGAGCUUCUCGUGCAACAGAAUACAGUGAUUAUGGCCUGCCGCAGGCGUCGAGGAGAGCUACCAGCGUCGGUGCAGUCCAUGCUGACAGAUCCCUUCAUACCCGAGGAAAUCGUGCCUCUCAUCCGCCCCCACGAUCUGGCAACGGUGCAAUUUUACACUCAGACGGUUGUGAACCUUGUUGACGAUGCGAUCAGCUUUAUCGACUCUUACCAAGGCCUGUUCGACUCCGACAGUGUCGGCUGGAAGCUUAUGGCGUUUUGGAUCACGAGCAAGUUUAGCAAGUUUCGGAGUAUGAUUGUCUCGCGCGACGUUGACGCGGCCCGGAGUAUCGAGCUCCGACGAGCUCAGCGCGAGCUCGAGCAUGCCCAUCCGCGGGCCCGCCACGGUCAGGAUGACACCCGCCGUGUCUACAGACAGCCCCGCACGUCAUCGAUCCCAGCUGCCGUGCUAUCUGCACUACCGCGUCAAGGUGACAAGCGCCUGUGUAUGAAGGCAACCUCGGUCGUCGGCUGCCCCGGCGACGCCUACAUCACCGAAAAGUACAAAGGAAUCAAGCUGCAUCAAGUAUUGAUGUUCGUGAAAUACCGCGCUCGUGUACAAGGACUGGAGAUGUUCGAGAUCUAUCAACGGGACAGACUCUCCAACCUGGCCGAAUAUGCAUCCGCACUGGGGUUGACACCCCCUCCUACCAGUCAUGUGGACGACAAGAUUGAUACAGACUCCGUCGAGUUCCUCACCAUGUUGGCGUAUCGGUCAAAUCGGUCGCUGCCCAUGUUCGUGCGUCUGAUACGCGGGCAGACCAAGGAGGAUGGUAGGCCCAACAAAGCCUUGUAUGAGUUGUCCAACAAGUCAGCAGCGAACCCAGACCUAUUUUGCCAGUGGAAUGGCGUUGUCAGGGAAGGAAGCGCCAUUGUUCAUUCUGCCGAAGUCCUCAAACACAUCAGCAAGGGUCAGCGAGAUGGCCGCUAUCUCGUACUCAACGCGAGUGUGCUCGACUUGUGGUCUGAGAUAUUCCUCAGCCCGGUUGGAGUGGUUGACAAGGCCGGCAACGAGACACGGAUGAUUAACGACUACUCAUAUCCUGAUGGGGCAUCGGUGAACGACUUUACGGAUCGCUCCAAUAUCCCGCCAGUCUCCUACAACCCUCCCCGCGAUAUUGCGCGCCGGAUCCACGAUUUACGCACGGCCCAGCCUGAUGCUGACGUGUUAUUGAUGCUCGGAGACGUGUCCGGUGCCUUUCGUCACGUGCCUGUCCACGAGGAUGCCGUGCACAUGUUUGCUUUUGCCAUCGACGACUACGUAGUCAUCGAUUUGGCCUGUGGCUUUGGCUGGUGUGGGUCGCCGGCCUUUUACUCUCUAGCGGGGUCUGCCAUCAAUGAUAUUUAUGAGGGUUCGCACUCGUCGGACUCCUCGACCCACAAUGCGUCCCCCUUUCGUGGGAAUGGCUUUUUCCAGAGGGCCCACACGGCAACCGUGGCAAUGCUGCCUUACGGAGCCCGCGCCCGCGCCCUUGACACCGAUACCAUCGAAGAUUUGCGGUGGUUCAGAGCGGUCAUGCUCAACCAAGACCGGUUUAAUGGGAUUCUAGUAUCACAGUUUGCUGCAACUACGCCCCCGUGCAUAAUCGUGGAGAUGGAUGCUUCCUACACAGGUCUGUGUGCUUUGGACACCAGCCGGCGUGGGUAUAUCCGACUGCAAUACAGUGACGAAGAAUGCGCAGAGCUCCAGAGUGGGUCGUACCAGAAUUCGAUCAACAAUGCACCUCCGACACAGCCCACCCACGUCCAGUUUCACAUCGACAAUAUGGGCGCUGUUUCGUGGGCGAGUCGUCGGUACAGCCGCCACCCUACGGCGCAGCUCUACAAUCGACUGAUCUCUAUGGUUGAGCUCAAGUAUGGCCUAUUCUUCACUGCCAUCCACAUUCCUGGCAAGCUUAACACAAUGGUGAACGUCGUACCUCCCUUCGACAAUCUCUCAAGCGUGUGGGAGCGAUUCUGUGCAGCCACGCCCUGGCAAGAUCGUCAAACAUGA
Messenger RNA from Phytophthora sojae, 3015 nucleotides. RefSeq lists its product as hypothetical. Gene Ontology annotation, biological process: protein phosphorylation. The transcript is spliced from 12 exons. NCBI's taxonomy places the organism in Eukaryota, Oomycota, Peronosporomycetes, Peronosporales, Peronosporaceae. The record is from RefSeq and is a predicted model, not a curated record. Gene Ontology annotation, molecular function: protein kinase activity; protein binding; ATP binding. Bases 1 to 3015 code for a protein of 1004 amino acids.